Molecule: messenger RNA, 834 nt
Organism: Sabethes cyaneus
Lineage: Eukaryota; Metazoa; Arthropoda; Insecta; Diptera; Culicidae
Product: peroxiredoxin-2
Exons: 4
Coding region: 87-770 (227 amino acids)
Biological process (GO): cell redox homeostasis; cellular response to stress; hydrogen peroxide catabolic process
Cellular component (GO): cytosol; mitochondrion
Molecular function (GO): thioredoxin peroxidase activity
Source: RefSeq, a predicted model, not a curated record
ACCCUACUUGCUGUGCUGCUUCAAAGUUCAAAGUUAAAAAUUUCUCAAAGUGAUCCACGUCCCGGAGGUCAACGUUAAAAUUAAUAAUGAAUUUUUUAAAGCUGCUUACACGAAACACUUCUCGGAUAGGUGGACUUCUUACAACUAAACAGAGUUUUAUUCAUACAGGUCGAAUUCUCGAAAUUGCACAAGUUCAAAAACCGGCUCCAAAAUUUAACGGUAUAGCAGUUGUAGGAAAUGAUUUCAAAGAUAUAAAACUAGACGACUUCAAAGGAAAAUACUUGGUCCUGUUCUUCUAUCCGCUAGAUUUUACGUUCGUCUGCCCUACCGAAAUAAUUGCAUUCAGUGAUCGUAUACAAGAAUUUCGAGCAUUGAAUACAGAAAUAGUCGGCGUAUCCGUAGAUUCGCAUUUCUCUCAUUUAGCAUGGAUUAAUACUUCACGUAAGAACGGUGGUCUAGGAAAACUGGAAUAUCCUUUACUAGCUGAUAUAACCAAAAAAAUCUCUGCUGAUUACGGAGUACUGUUGGACGAAGGAAUAUCUCUAAGAGGGUUGUUUAUAAUUGAUUCUACUGGUGUUGUUCGUCAAAUAACAAUCAAUGAUUUACCGGUUGGAAGAUCCGUUGAUGAAGCUUUAAGGUUAAUCAAAGCCUUUCAAUUUGUGGAAAAACACGGUGAAGUUUGUCCAGCAAAUUGGGACCCUAAGGUCAACUCAGAUACUAUAAAACCAGAUCCUAAAGCAUCACAGGAAUAUUUCAACAAACAUUCGUAAUUUUGUAAACGGUAUUGUCAAAAUGUAAAAAAAUAUACACAUAGAAAAGAUAAAUUGAUUUUAA